Torulaspora delbrueckii is the source of this 1419-nucleotide messenger RNA. Its product is annotated as RNA-guided endonuclease InsQ/TnpB family protein. NCBI's taxonomy places the organism in Eukaryota, Fungi, Ascomycota, Saccharomycetes, Saccharomycetales, Saccharomycetaceae. The coding region runs from base 1 to 1419 and encodes 472 amino acids. The record is from RefSeq and is a predicted model, not a curated record. The transcript has a single exon.
AUGACCACCUCUACUCAAAAUCAGGCUAAGAAGAGAAAAACGUCAAAGAAAAACACCUCUAGGCCUUUUUGGAAUGAGGAUGCAGCUCACCAUUCCAAACAAUGGAGCCUCAAUACGAUGUUACCAAUGGCGGCUAAAAAACUUAGUCAGAAGAUCAACUCUGACUCGUGGNUCAAACAUCCACAGACGCCAAUUAUCAACCACUCAUUGAAGUUGCCGCUUAGCAGUGCUGUCAAAGAAGAGAUUACCAGGGCUCGCAACAUUAGGAUCUAUCCGACUAAUAUCCAGAAAGAAACGUUGAAGAAGUGGUUUAGAUGCCAGCGUUACAUCUACAAUAAAGCGCUGAAGAUGCACAAUGACGGGAUGUUGAUGAAUAUUAAAAUUCUGCGUGAGAAACUAUUGAAUAAGAAGACAAGUGUUUUUGAGCCCGAAGAACAAUGGCUUUCCGAGUAUCAUUAUGAUUUGAUCAAAAACUACAUUAGUAAUAUGGCAAAGUUCAAGAAGACGAGGGCGCCUUUUAAAUUGAAGUUCAAGACAAAGAAGGCACCGGUUCAAACUCUUUCAGUGCUGAAAAAAUACUGGAACAAGGGGGAAAAGACGUUUUACAGCGACAUAUACUCAUUCUCUAGCAUGCGUGGCGCAGAGCCACUUCCAGAGGAAUUACCACGAGAUUCCAGGCUCCAAAAGACUAGGAACAACCUUGUUGUUCCUAUGGCUGGUGAGCAAAUAGCCAGGAAAAGCCCCGCAGAAGAGUUUAUAUUUAUUGAUCCCGGGGUGAGAACUUUCAUGACAGGUUACGACUCUAAUCAGAAUGUAGUCGAGAUUGGCAAGGACGCGGUUGUACGCAUCGAAAAACUCAAGCGCCGACGACGGCAAUUGCAGUCAAAAUUGGCCAAGCUCAGGAAGCACAAGAAGAGCCAGAAUCAUCGGAAAGCCUUACACAGGCUGGAUGGAAGGAUUUCGCAUAUUGUUCAGGAUAUGCAUAAGAAAUCUGCCCUCUUCUUGUGCAAGUCUUAUGACAAUAUUUUUCUUCCAAAGUUGAAUUACCAUGAAUGCACCAAGCUGACACGAAAAUCAAGGUCCAAUAUGGCGACCCUCGCUCACUGCUCCUUCCAUGAUCGCUUGACGAUGAAGGCAGAGCAGCUCCGUGGUGCUAGUGUUCAUGAGGUUGAGGAGGAUUACUCGUCGAAGACUUGUUCUAGUCGUGGAAAUUUGAAGGAUGACUUGGGCUCCGCCAAAGUAUAUAGCUGUAUAAAGUGCGCUUCGGUUUUCGACAGGGACUUCAACGCAGCAAAGGACAUCAUGCUCAAGUAUAUCUGUGAGCAUUUGAUGGCAAGUGGUGAGUCUUCCAUUACCUCUGCUUCAAGUGGAGGAAAUGGUGGAUUCGCCAUGAUGGGUCCUGGCCCCUUCGUACGUUAG